Messenger RNA from Plutella xylostella (diamondback moth), 1474 nucleotides. RefSeq lists its product as uncharacterized. Gene Ontology annotation, biological process: regulation of transcription by RNA polymerase II. The record is from RefSeq and is a predicted model, not a curated record. Gene Ontology annotation, molecular function: DNA binding. Lineage: Eukaryota; Metazoa; Arthropoda; Insecta; Lepidoptera; Plutellidae. Gene Ontology annotation, cellular component: nucleus; transcription regulator complex.
AUUCAAUGCGCGUCUGGCAUCGACCAAAAAAACCGUUUCGACGGCGCAACGACGCGUUGCCGGUUCGUGCAGUGUCGGGGCGCACCGGUUCCGACCACUUUCGAUUCGACCCUUCGCCCCUCGUCUCCCUCGAACAGUUCACUCACAGAGCUCUAUACGAACUACCAUGUCCAAGUCGUCUGUUAUAAAAACCGCUAUUUUAGACAUUAAACUCAUUAAUCUAGUGAAAGACAAUCCUGUGCUGUACGAUCAUAAUGACCUAAAUUACGUCAACUUUAACGCUAGAGAAGUUGUGUGGCAGAAAAUAGGGGAUGAAAUGAAACGUCCGGCGUCCGAAUGUAAAGCGAGGUGGAUUAACAUUAGAGACAUAAAUAGGAGAAUCAUAAAAAAGUCUUUGAAAAAUCCUGGAAGUGUAUCUAAAAUGUAUAAAUAUUAUAAUGAGUUGUCAUUCAUGCGACCAUUUUACAAAGACGUUAUGAUUCAAAACUCUUUCGCUGAAAAUGAAGAGACGAGUAGUAAUAGCAAACAAGAUGAGGACAUCGAUGAUGAUGACGACGAUGAUUCUAUUCGACAAGACUUUGACGAUAAUGACGAUGAAAGUGAUGAUGAUAAGCCAAUUAAAAGAAAAUCUAAAGUACAUACAGCAAAGUCGUCAUUGAAGAAAAGAAAGAAAAAAAGUAUCGAAGCAUUAGAAAAAAUAGAAGCUCAAACAGCAGACUCGUUAGUGAAUAGUGCAUCUGAUUUCGAUCCUACAGAUAAAGUAGAUGCAUUUCUAUUAAGUAUUGGUGCGACUUUAAAGACUUUUUCUCCAUACCAUCUCAAUUUGGCGAAAAGCAAAAUAUUUGCAGUGGUGCAGGAACAUGAGUUGCAGCAAAUAGUGUCAAAACAGCAGUCCAAUGAUGUUCAAGUACAAAUGGAAUAGUAAUUUCUUAAAAUUAAAAUGUGUGAAAAGCAUUCUAAACUCUUCUUAUUACACAUUUCCAUAUUUUUUUAAGAACUUUGUUACACGGAUGAAGGUCUGAGAUAAAAAAAAAUAUAACUGCAACAGGUGGUAGACCCACUGUGCUGUACCAACAUAUUGUUUACAGAUUAAGCUGCUCGAAUGAGCAAUGUAAAUUAAUCCUCUUUGUAUGUACCAAUUCAUUUAUUUAUUUUUCGAUAAAACCAAUUAUGAUUUGGAUUGGGUACUGUUCUGUUUAUUUAUCCAUGCUGUAGGUUUAGGUUUUCUUAUGUAAUAAACAUAAGGUAUGGAUUUAUAUUCCAUAUUAAUAUUAACAGCGUGUGGAGCCCACGUCACCUCGUGUAUUGACUUUCAAAAUAGUUUAAAUUAUGGACUCCCCAGUUCCUCGCCUCCUUUAGAUUCUUAUUUUAUCCUCAAAAGUAAAGUAUGAUAUUAAUGUAGGUAGAUAUUCUUUGAAUCUCUUAUAAAUGUUAUUUAUCCUUUAGACCAAUACGAUACGAAUUUCUUAGAAUA